Molecule: messenger RNA, 1440 nt
Organism: Lithohypha guttulata
Lineage: Eukaryota; Fungi; Ascomycota; Eurotiomycetes; Chaetothyriales; Trichomeriaceae
Gene: PTP1
Product: tyrosine protein phosphatase 1
Exons: 2
Coding region: 1-1440 (479 amino acids)
Biological process (GO): protein dephosphorylation
Molecular function (GO): protein tyrosine phosphatase activity
Source: RefSeq, a predicted model, not a curated record
AUGGCACGUGCUUCAAAUGGGAAAUCAGAUGGGACGACAAUGAAGAUGCCAGCCUAUCUCGAGAAGUCAAGAAGCGCGUCGUUCCAAGAGCUUGAAUGGAAACAGAGGUUUCGACUGUUUCACGCCAUGGAGAAUCCGAACACUUCACCAUACAAGGUCGAUAGGUCCGAUGUUGUAGUCAGCAGAAAUAGAUACGGUAACGUGCAACCAUGGGACGCUUCUAGGAUCAAGCUCAAAACGCCGAUAUGUGGUUCGGACUAUGUCAAUGCUUCUCCCAUUGUGCUGAAACGCCAUGUUUUGGAUUCGCCAAACAUAACAGGUCGGCCUCCAGCAUACGAAGCUAAGUAUAUUGCAACUCAAGGACCCAAGCAGGGUCAGAAAUCACACUUUUGGCAUAUGGUCCAUCAGGAGGUCUCUGGGGAUACGGGCGUCAUCAUCAUGCUUACGCAAAUAGUCGAAGAUAGCAAGGAGAAGUGCGGACAAUAUUACCCCUCUGACCUUGAUGAUCCCACGAUGAGCCUGCUACACGAGGAAAAGCCAGUAGGUGGUGAAUCGUCUGGCAGACUAAAUGGUGAAGACCCCUUUCUAGAUAGUGACUACAUUCCUGGUACUGAUUGUGAGGAAGCUAAUAGCCAAAUCGAUUCGACGACAACCGAUUCCACCGAACCCGAGCUUGGCUCGUCAGACACAAUCACUCUCCUAUCCAAGGAGUUUGAUAGCAGCGUACGAUGCGAAGUACGGAAGCUUCGAUUGUUGAUAAAUGACGAGCCGAAAACAAUCAUACAUUACCUCUUCGGACGAUGGCCAGAUUUUGGCAAACCGGAUGUUGAGGAUAGAAGAGCACUAGUAGAACUGUCUAGGCGCACUUACGACGAGGCGGGUGGUAGUGCGCGCAUUGUUCACUGUAGUGCUGGAGUUGGCAGAACCGGUACUUGGAUCGCACUUGAUUUCUUGGUGCGUGAAGUUGAAGAUGGCUGCUUGCUUGAUAAUGUUCAUUCAGGAGAUCGUCCUCCGAAAGAUUCGGGCGUCGGAGCCACGAAACAAGAGACCUUGACCGGGCCAGGCCCUCCAAAACUUAAUACACCCACGCAAGAAGACGGCUUCGACAAGGAUGAUUACGAUCUGAUAUUCGAAACCGUCAAUACAUUGCGUGAACAGCGCAUGAUGAUGGUCAUUCGAGAAGUUCAAUACUCAUUUCUGUAUGACGUAGUUCGUGAAGCGACGCUGGAGAAGUACAGGUCUACGCCUGAGGGUGCGGUUGUGAAAGAGACUGAAAGCUCGGAGUCGCAAGCUCACCGUGCCAAACAACCCCGUAUUCCGGACGAAGCAACGGUGGACAGCGGUAGCGAUGCAGAAACAGAAAUUAUCGGCACCGACGACGAUCCUUAUGCAGCAGUUUCUCCUGAUAUUCUGCGACGUGGGCUCAGCCAGGAAUUUUGA